Molecule: messenger RNA, 471 nt
Organism: Arctia plantaginis
Lineage: Eukaryota; Metazoa; Arthropoda; Insecta; Lepidoptera; Erebidae
Source: the annotation of a GenBank genome assembly
AUGAUCAAAACAAUUCAGGGGAGGUCUGUGAAAACAGCAGUUGCACUUUCGCAUGCUUUUGCCCUAUACAAAUUUAAAGCAGAAAAACUGUUGAAAACGCCGAUCGUAUCGCUGACUCGACAACAACAUGCAAAUUCGCCACUCGAAAUGCAACGUGACAUGAUGUGGGGGGAGGCAGCAUUCCUAGCGAGCGGGGCUGCGCGGGGGCGAGCGGCGGUCAUCGACCGUCCUCAGGCGGCCGCGCAUAAACUACGCAGCCGCAGAAGGUCAAUACAGCGCGCGGCUUCCACGACCGUCGUUCGCGCCACGAUCCGCACGUACCGGCUGAAACAGCAGGGCCGCGUAGGUUCAUCCAUGACCGUCUCGCCGCGCCGCGCAUACCUCGGUACCCUCGUGGGCUGGGCUCAACGCAACGACAUACACAUGAUUGGUGAUAUGAAAUGUGACGUGCUGGACACCACAGUUGAGUGA